GCGGGGCUCGGCGCGCGGCGGGACCGGCCCGCGGGGGACGCGCCGGGUGCAGCCGCCGCCGCCCGCUGUGGACUUCGGGGACCCGCGGGAGGCGUUUCGCAGCAAGAGCAGCGCGGAGCUGGUGCGGGCGCUGGUGGUGCUGCGGCUCUGCGCGCUGGAGCCGUUGGUGGCGCGGAGCCGGCAGCUGAUGAACCUCAGCAGGAAGCUGCUGGGGCAGCAGCUGUUUGAGAAGCUGAUGAAGAUGACCUUCUAUGGGCAGUUUGUGGCUGGCGAGGACCAAGAGGCCAUCAAACCCCUGAUCCAACGAAACCGUGCGUGUGGGGUGGGCUCGAUGCUGGACUACAGCGUGGAGGAGGAUCUGACACCAGAGGAGGCGGAGCGUAAGGAAAUGGACUCCUGUACCUCUGCAUCUGAGAAGGAGACGGGGGGUGCCGCCCAGAGAGAGAAGCAGUACCUUGCGCAUCGGGGGUUCGGGGACCGCCGGGACAGGGUCAUCAGUGCCCGCACCUACUUCUACGCAGACGAAACCAAGUGUGACCAGCACAUGGACAUGUUCCUGCGCUGUAUCGAAGCCUCAGGUGGCAGCUCCGAGGACAGCUUUUCGGCCAUUAAGCUGACAGCUUUAGGAAGGCCUCAGUUCCUGCUGCAGUUCUCGGAGGUGCUGAUGAAGUGGAGGAAGUUCUUUCACCAGAUGGCUGCAGAGCAGGGCAAGGCGGGGCUGGCUGCGAUGGAGACCAAGCUGGAGGUGAAAAAGCUGCAGGAGACCCUGGCGAACCUUGGGAUUGCGACCAAAGCGGAGAGCCAGCACUGGUUCACGGGCGAGGACCUGGGCGUGUCUGGCACUGUGGACUUGCUGGACUGGAACAGCCUGAUUGAUAGCCGAACAAAGCUCUCCAAACUGCUGCUCAUCCCAAACAUGAAGACCGGCCAGUUGGAGCCUCUGCUCUCGCACUUCACCGAAGAGGAGGACCUGCAGAUGAAGCGAAUGCUGCAGAGGAUGGACGUCCUGGCCACGAGAGCCCUGGAGCUGGGAGUGAGGCUGAUGGUGGACGCUGAGCAGACCUACUUCCAGCCAGCCAUCAGCCGGCUCACCCUGGAGAUGCAGCGCAAGUUCAACAUGGAGGAGGCUGUCGUAUUUAACACCUUCCAGUGCUACCUGAAGGAGGCGUACGACAAUGUGACGAUGGAUGUGGAGCUCUCUCGCCGCGAGGGCUGGCACUUCGGGGCCAAGCUGGUCAGAGGCGCGUAUAUGGAGCAAGAGCAGGCCCGAGCUGCCCAAGUCGGCUACGAGGAUCCCCUCAACCCUACGUACGAAGAGACCAACGAGAUGUACCAGAGGUGCCUGGACUACGUUCUUGAGGAGAUCAAGUACAGCCAGAAAAUCAAAGUGAUGGUGGCAUCGCACAACGAGGACACGGUGACGUUCACCAUUCGCAGAAUGGCAGAGCUUGGCAUUCAUCCCUCUGAGAAAAAGGUGUACUUCGGGCAGCUGCUGGGCAUGUGUGACCAGAUCACCUUCCCUCUGGGGCAAGCAGGUUAUCCAGUCUACAAAUACGUUCCCUACGGCCCUGUGAACGAAGUGCUGCCGUACCUGUCCAGAAGGGCCCUGGAAAACAGGGGCUUCAUGAAGAGAGCCAAACGCGAGAGGGACCUCCUCUGGAGUGAGUUCAAGAGAAGACUGAUCACUGGCAGCCUCUUCUGUAAUCCAAGCCACUAA
Molecule: messenger RNA, 1717 nt
Organism: Terrapene triunguis (Three-toed box turtle)
Lineage: Eukaryota; Metazoa; Chordata; Testudines; Emydidae
Product: proline dehydrogenase 1, mitochondrial-like
Exons: 14
Coding region: 188-1717 (509 amino acids)
Cellular component (GO): mitochondrion
Molecular function (GO): FAD binding; proline dehydrogenase activity
Source: RefSeq, a predicted model, not a curated record